AUGCUCGGGGCCGCGUCGGAGGCGGGGAUGGGGGAUCGCGACCUCGCCGCGACGGUUCAUUUUAUCCAGGCCGCCGCCGCGAUCGAGCGGGAGGAACGCCAGGCCGCCCCGCCGCCAGCGAAGGAAGGGAUGGCGGAGGGGGGAAUCGACCCAAGAGCCGCGCGCGAGGCGGCGGAUAGGAGGGAGACUUUUGAGCCCCGCGGACUCUCCUCCGCGGCGUUUUUGUUCGAUGACGAACAGGGCGGUCACAACGGCGCGGAAACGGGCCCUGACGCGGGUGAGGCUGCCACGGGGGCCUCACGAACAACCCUCACCCCGAAAGAUGGAGGAAAAGGUAACGAAGCAGAGUCGCCGGAGUUCACGUUUGAAGACUUUUAUUGA
This is a messenger RNA of Phytomonas sp. EM1, 381 nucleotides long. Lineage: Eukaryota; Euglenozoa; Kinetoplastea; Trypanosomatida; Trypanosomatidae. The record is from the annotation of a GenBank genome assembly.